CAUUCAGGACGUAAACAAACGAAAUACUCACGCGGUCUCCACGAAAGUUGUGGUCAGUCAAAAAAAAUCGUAAGAAUUCUAGAGAAGGACAAGAAGUGAGAAAGCUGUCGGUUAGAAAGGUAGAUUGAAGAGUAGAAGAAUGGCAGGCACUGACCGAUGGCGUAUUGCUGGACCAGAAAAAAGUUUUCCAUAUUCCUUACUGCAGCCAAAGGAAGAUGCAGCAUUUUUAAGAGAGGAUAAUAUGCGCAGAGAUGGACGCUCAGCAGUUGAUCACAGACAAUUAUUUAUGAGUCUUGGCAUUAUUAGCCAGGCUAAAGGAUCUUCAUAUGUGGAAUGGGGAAACACAAAAGUUUGCUGUGGAGUGUAUGGGCCUAAAGAUGUGCAGAGAGGAAAUGACUUCAAAAUGUCAUGUCAGGUUGUAUGUGAGGUGAAAAUGGCCCCAUUUUCUUGUCCAGUCAGAAAACCUCCGCAGCCUGACAGACAGCAGAAAGAAAUGAGCAGGCAGUUGAAAGAGGCAUUAGAAACUGUUAUUAUUUUGGACAAGUUUCCCAAGUCCCAGAUAGAUGUGUAUGUUACUGUAAUAGAGGAUGAUGGCGGACUUUUGGCGGCUUGUAUUACAGCAGCAGGCCUUGCCUUGUGUCAUGCAAGCAUUGAUGUCUAUGAUCUGGUUGUAGGAUCAUCAGUGCUGUGGCACUCAGGCAUCUUGUAUGUGGACCCAUCCCGGCAGGAGGAGGAAUUUGAAGGGAGUGAAACUCGUAGUUCUGGUAGAGAAGGUGGACACUUAACCAUUGGAAUGAUGCCAAAUUAUGCAAAUGGACAGAUAGCACUUACACUACAAGAGGGCCAGAUGGCAGUUGAUAACAUCUGUGAGGGACUUGAGAUAGCUGUUGAUACGUGCCAGAGGAUUUAUACACUGUCCAGAAAGACAUUGAUGGAUAAUGUUCAGUCAGUUCUUGAUGAAGAUGAUGAAGCAGCAACAUCAUAGUCUUUAAGUAUGUGCUUUUGUUGAGAUUAUGAAAGCACAUAUUAGAGGCAUUAUAGAAUAUUUAAUUAAUAAAUUGGGGGACACA
Molecule: messenger RNA, 1070 nt
Organism: Penaeus vannamei (Pacific white shrimp)
Lineage: Eukaryota; Metazoa; Arthropoda; Malacostraca; Decapoda; Penaeidae
Product: exosome complex component MTR3
Biological process (GO): nuclear mRNA surveillance; rRNA catabolic process; U4 snRNA 3'-end processing
Cellular component (GO): nuclear exosome (RNase complex); cytoplasmic exosome (RNase complex); nucleolus
Source: RefSeq, a predicted model, not a curated record